AUGGCUACCCCAAAUCCGGCCCCCAAACACUUCACCCUAACCUACCCCCAAGAAUACGUUGCGCACGUUGAAAUCAACCGCCCCGCCAAAAUGAACGCCUUCUUCGAAGAAAUGUGGCUCGAAAUGCGCACCCUCUUCGACGCCCUCUCCCACUCCCCCGAUACUAGAGCUAUUAUCCUCAGCGGCGCUGGCCCCAGAGCCUUCACAACCGGACUAGACGUCAAGGCCGCCUCAACGGGCCUUCUAAACCCCGACAGCGACGGCCUCGAUCCCGCCCGCAAAGCCGCUCACCUGCGCCGCCACAUCUCCUCCUUCCAAGACUGCAUCUCGGCCAUCGAGCGGUGCGAGAAACCCGUCAUCGUCGCCAUGCAUGGCUUUGCGCUGGGGUUGGCAGUUGACAUCGCCACCGCGGGCGAUGUCAGGCUCUGUGCGGCUGAUACAAAGUUCGCGGUGAAAGAGGUGGAUAUUGGGUUGGCGGCGGAUAUUGGGACGUUAAGUCGGUUGCCGAAGGUUGUGGGGAAUUUUGGGUGGGUGAAGGAGGUUGCGUUGAGUGCGAGGGUGUUUGGAGCGGAGGAGGCGCUGAGGGUUGGGUUUGUUAGUGGGGUUUUUGAGGGGAAGGAGGGGGUUUUGAAGGCUGCAGGGAGUAUUGCGGGGUUGAUUGCUAGUAAGAGUCCAGUCGCUGUUGGGGGGACCAAGGAGAUUUUGAAUUGGAGUCGGGAUAGGAGUGUUGAGGAUGGACUGCGAUAUACGAGUGUUUGGAAUAGUGCUGCACUGCAGACGACGGAUGUUAGUGCGGCUUUGUUGUCGGGGAUUCAGAAGAGGAAGCCUACGUUUGAGAAGUUGUGA
Molecule: messenger RNA, 846 nt
Organism: Aspergillus alliaceus
Lineage: Eukaryota; Fungi; Ascomycota; Eurotiomycetes; Eurotiales; Aspergillaceae
Product: enoyl-CoA hydratase/isomerase family protein
Exons: 3
Coding region: 1-846 (281 amino acids)
Cellular component (GO): mitochondrion
Molecular function (GO): delta(3,5)-delta(2,4)-dienoyl-CoA isomerase activity
Source: RefSeq, a predicted model, not a curated record